Molecule: messenger RNA, 1356 nt
Organism: Punica granatum (pomegranate)
Lineage: Eukaryota; Viridiplantae; Streptophyta; Magnoliopsida; Myrtales; Lythraceae
Source: RefSeq, a predicted model, not a curated record
CAAAAAAAAAAAAAAAACAGACGAGUCGAGCUCAAAGCUCAAAGCCAUUAGCAAUCAGCGGAGGUGAAGGUGGUGGUGGGUUCAGUCAGGGGUGGACGUGAAUGCCUUCCUCAACCUUCUGCCAUGGCUGCUGAAAACCACCACCUUCUGCUUCUCGCAUUUCUGUUGUUCUUCCAGGCAUAUGGGCAUGAGACAGAGAAUUCGGGUCACUACCCAAUUGUCAUUAGCACGUGGCCUUUCGUAGAGGCUGUAAGGGCUGCUUGGGCGGCCGUUGAUGGGGGGUCCUCGGCCGUGGACGCGGUUGUGGAGGGCUGCUCUGCGUGUGAGGAGCUGAGAUGUGAUGGUACAGUGGGACCAGGAGGAAGUCCGGAUGAAAAUGGAGAAACAACAAUAGAUGCUCUGGUCAUGGAUGGGGUUACAAUGGAGGUUGGAGCUGUUGCUGCCAUGAGGUAUGUAAAAGAUGGUAUUAGAGCUGCAAGAUUAGUGAUGGAACAUACGGGACAUACUUUGCUUGUGGGCGAACGGGCAUCAGCUUUUGCCAUCUCAAUGGGUCUCCCAGGGCCAGCAAAUCUUAGCUCCUCAGAGUCUAUGGAGAAGUGGACAAAUUGGAAAAAUAAUUGCUGUCAACCUAAUUUCUGGAAAAAUGUUAUACCUGCUGAUGGUUGUGGUCCCUACCAACCCGGGGACAGAGGGAACACUUGCUCCAAGGACAACUGGGUUGGAGUUAUUGAAUUAAAGUCGACUCAUGUUGAAAGGCAUAAUCAUGACACCAUCUCAAUGGCAGUUAUCGAUAAAGUGGGGCAUAUUGCUGUAGGGACAUCAACCAAUGGUGCCACAUUUAAAAUCCCUGGGAGGGUGGGGGAUGGGCCAAUUGCUGGAUCAUCAUCUUAUGCUGAUAAUGAAGUUGGUGCUUGUGGAGCAACAGGUGACGGUGACAUCAUGAUGCGUUUCCUGCCAUGUUAUCAGGUCGUGGAGAGUAUGAGACUGGGAAUGGAACCUAAGCUCGCAGCAAAGGAUGCCAUUUCAAGAAUUGCGAGGAAAUACCCAAACUUCGUAGGUGCUGUUUUCGCCAUCAAUAGGAGGGGCGAACACGCCGGGGCCUGCCACGGUUGGACGUUUCAGUAUUCCGUGAGAACCCCUGGAAUGGAUGACGUCGAGAUUUUUACCGUAAUACCUUGAAUUGAACUUGGAAAUACACUCAUGUUCUGCACUCGUGCCAUUGUUUGUAUAAUUCCCAAUAAGAAGGUUAUGUUGUUGCCAUGCAAUAUAUAUUCAUGAAAUCUGUCAGUUGGUUGUACUUUUAUGAGUAAAAGGAAAUUGUGCUCACUCCCAAUAUAUUAGUUUUAUUUCGAGUGA